CGCCCGCCGCACCUCCGCCGCACCCCCGCCGAAGAUCCGCGUCCCUCCGCGCGCGCCGCCGCCCUCCCGCCGUGGUCUUCUCCGCCGUUUUUCGCCGAUGGCUUCGGAGGAUGUGCACAUGGCGGAUUUGGACGCGACGUCGACCGAUUGGUCCUCGUCGGAUUCCGAUGAUUCGGACAUCGACGAGUUGCUCAACGACGACGAGACGGAGAUGAUGCUGCUCCUGUUCGGCUUGAAGCAAACGGAGGACCGCAUGAAGCUGCUGGAUCAGCGGAAAGGAUCCGUGAUGGGGCGUAUGUGCAUUCCGUGGAACCGCGCGCUCGGCCACGAACAGCUGAUGCAAGAUUAUUUCGCCGAGGUACCGACCUAUCCUCCCCGCCUCUUCCGUAGAUGGUACCGAAUGUGUAGGUCUUUGUUCGAGAGAAUCGUCAAAGAUUGCGAGGCAAAUUGCGAUUAUUUCAAGCAAAGAAGAAAUGCUGCCCAAGUCAUGGGAUUUAGCCCAUAUCAAAAAAUUUCUGCCGCCAUGAGGGUUAUUGCAUACGGUAUACCAGCAGAUUAUACUGAUGAGUACCUUCGCAUUGGUGUGCAAACAACCACGGAUUGCGUGCGUAUGUUUGCCAAGAUGGUGAUCAAGUUGUAUGGAGAGACGUAUCUCCGAGCUCCAAAUGAGGAUGAUACAAAAAGGGUCAUGGAGAUCAAUGAAAAGAGGGGGUGGCCGGGGAUGCUUGAUGGUAUUUACCCUAACUAUGCAACCCUUGUCAAGUCCAUAAAAGAGGAAACGGAUAAGGCUUUGACAAGAAAGGAAGCUUGCUUCACCAAAAAUCAAGAGGCAUGCCGCAAGGAUAUUGAGAGAGCUUUUCGUGUCUUGCAAGCAAAGUUUGCAAUUGUCCGGGGUUCUGCUAGGUUUUGGGACAAGGAAACUCUUGUUGAUGUCAUGACAUGUUGUGUGAUUCUUCACAACAUGAUCAUUGAAGAUGAAAGAGGUUUGAACUUGCUAUGUUUCUAUGACAAUGUUGGCACCCGAGUGCAGCCCGAGAGGAACCCUGAUCGGAUUGAAGCUUUUCUUGCAGCUCAUCGAGGCAUUGAAAAUGCUGAGACUCAUCACCAGCUCACCCAAGAUCUGAUUGAUCACCAUUGGCAGUUGCAUGGCCAAUGA
This is a messenger RNA of Lolium perenne, 1156 nucleotides long. RefSeq lists its product as uncharacterized. The record is from RefSeq and is a predicted model, not a curated record. NCBI's taxonomy places the organism in Eukaryota, Viridiplantae, Streptophyta, Magnoliopsida, Poales, Poaceae.